GGCCGAGGCCACAUCAGCAUAAGUAAGGAUAGUCAUAGGGAAGGGUGAGGGCAGAAAAAGAAGGACAACAAAGCAGGAGAAGACUCAGAGAAUUCUCAAAUCGGCACUCAGUGAGGCGAUGCACCAAUCACAGCUGUACUAUUGUCUACUCGUGAUCGCCCAUCGACUCGGCGCGAGCCAGGACAUCAUUCAUGUACUCGUCAAACUCCCGCUGAGUGAUGUCGGCGUCGCUGACGACGUCUCGCCUAGCCAAGAUGUCCUCAACGAGAUAGUCGAUCUCGCGCUUACUGAGGAAGAUAGAGUGAUUCUGCUGCUCGGGAGCGAGGACGGAACUGCGAGCCAGCACCUGGUUCAGUGCACUGCUGCCCUGAAGUGCGGCAGAGUCGUGUGCUUCGCCUCGACGCAAGACGCUGCCCGCGGUAUGCAGGACACCGGCUGUCACGAGCUUGAGGCCGGUGAAGAGACCCUUGCCGAAUUUCUUGAAGGAGAACCUUGGUGCGAGCUCGUCUGAGCUGCGGGCUUCAAGGCCGGUAUUGAUGUCAGAGUAAGAUUGUACUUCACGCUUGAUCUGUAGUGGACAAAGAAAGACGAGGUUUAGGAUUGUCAGAUGACACAGGCACAAGGACAAAUCGAAGCAAACUCAAUACAACCGCUGCUCAGC
This is a messenger RNA of Microstroma glucosiphilum, 661 nucleotides long. RefSeq lists its product as hypothetical. The record is from RefSeq and is a predicted model, not a curated record. Lineage: Eukaryota; Fungi; Basidiomycota; Exobasidiomycetes; Microstromatales; Microstromataceae. The coding region runs from base 119 to 511 and encodes 130 amino acids. The transcript has a single exon.